UUUCUCUUUCUCUUCUAUGCGCUCUUGCAGAAGAGAGAGAAAAACAAGAAACUUUCUCGCAUCUCGUCACACUCUAAAUAUCCAACCUCCUUUUUGUUGUUGUUUCUCUUUUUAAAGAUUCAGAUUCAGCGUUUUACAUAUCGCUGAGUUGUUUGGCUAUUUUUUUUAUUCUGACGGCGGAGAUUGGAUAGAUCGAGGUAUGCAGCAGAAUCAGACGGUGUUGAGCUUAAGACCUGGUGGUGGUCGAGGGAACAGACUCCUUGGUGGUUCUUCAUCCUCUUCUUCUUCUUCUUUAUCCUUUGGUUCCCUUUCUUCUGACCUUCCUCUUUUUCGUCCCCACGGCGGUGCUUCUCCUUCGUUUUCCAUUAAGGCUGGAGACUCACGAUUUGAGGGACGAGAACGAGUGCGGUACACAAGGGAUCAGCUUCUACAGCUUAGGGAGCUGGUAGAAGCUUCUGAUGAGAUUCUUAAAAUCAAACGGGAAAUUGAAGUGGAACUCUUUGGUGAAGAUCAGAACUGGAGUCGUAGAGAAAGCAAUCCAACGAAUCAGAGUCAAACUCGUUACUCUGAGCCUGACAAUCGUGAUUGGCGUAACCGCCCAGCACAGUUUCCUUCUACUGGAGAGGAGAGGUCUUGGGAGUCACUACGGGAUAGAGAAUCUGGAAACCAAUAUGAAGAAAAUCAAUUUAAUCGUCAAGAUCAACUCAACUCGCAGUUCUCGAGGGCUCAAUUCUCUUCUAACCAAGGGGGAGGACCAGCUCCAGCCUUGAUCAAGGCUGAGGUGCCAUGGUCAGUUAGAAGGGAGAAUCUUUCUGAGAAGGAGUGUGUUCUAAAGGCUGUAAAAGGAAUACUGAACAAAUUGACUCCUGAGAAGUAUGAUCUUCUAAAGGGUCAACUUAUUGAUUCUGGUAUCAUGUCAGCCGAUAUCUUAAAGGGUGUUAUUUCUCUGAUUUUCGACAAGGCUGUUUUGGAGCCCACAUUUUGUCCUAUGUAUGCACUUUUGUGUUCUGAUCUUAACGAUAAGCUCCCUUCAUUCCCAUCUGAUGAACCUGGCGGAAAAGAAAUCACUUUUAAGCGAGUCCUCUUGAAUAACUGUCAGGAGGCAUUUGAGGGAGCUGGCAAGAUCAGGCAAGAAGUGGGACAGAUGAUUUCUCCUGAACAAGAGAUGGAGCGUAGAGAUAAAGAAAGGAUAGUCAAACUUCGAACUCUUGGCAACAUCCGUUUAAUUGGUGAGCUUCUGAAGCAGAAAAUGGUGCCUGAGAAGAUAGUGCAUCACAUUGUACAGGAGCUUUUGGGUCCUGAUACCAAAGUUUGUCCUGCUGAGGAAAAUGUUGAAGCCAUUUGUCAGUUUUUCAACAUUAUUGGUAAGCAGCUUGAUGAGAGUCCAAAAUCACGGCGUAUAAAUGAUGUCUACUUCAACAGACUGAAGGAAUUGACUACAAAUCCUCAGCUUGCACCAAGAUUGAGAUUUAUGGUUCGUGAUGUUCUUGAUCUGCGUGCAAACAACUGGGUUCCCAGACGUGAGGAGAUAAAAGCCAAAACAAUUACAGAAAUCCAUUCGGAAGCUGAAAAAAAUCUUGGGCUUCGUCCAGGCGCUACUGCAGGUAUGAGGAAUAGUCGUGUUGUUUCUGCUGGUCCAGUGAGUCCUGGUCCUGAGGGGUUUCCUAUCAAUCGUCCUGGUAGUGGGGGUAUGAUGCCUGGAAUGCCAGGAACUAGGAGGAUGCCUGGGAUGGACAAUGAUAAUUGGGAGGUUCCCAAAACCCGGUCAAUGCCAAGGGGUGAUGGACAGGGUACACAGCCUGGAGGGCGUGUCCCGUCGCCAUUAACCAAUAAGUCGACACCAACGAAUCCAAGGUUGUUACCUCAAGGUAGCGGUGGCCUGGUGAUUGGUAGGACAAGUGCCCUGUUGCAGGGUAGUUCAACUCCUGCUGCUAGGCCAUCCAACUCGAUUUUAGGUGCUGAGCCUGUUGCACAACCUUCUAUUUCUGCCAAACCUGCUCCGGUGGCUGCUGUGUCUCCACCACCUACUCAGGCAGACAGAUUUAAUCCAGAUGUUCUACUAAGAAAAACACAGGCACUGUUGGAGGAAUAUUUCAGCAUUAGACUGCUGGAUGAAGCAUUGCAGUGCGUGGAGGAACUAAAAUCUCCAGCAUACCAUCCUGAGGUUGUUAAAGAAGCAAUCUUGAUUGCAUUAGAGAAAAGCCCACCUUGUGUUGAGCCAGCUUCACAGCUUCUGGAAUACUUGUUUACAAAGAAAGUUCUCACGGCUAGAGACAUUGGCGCUGGAUGCCUGCUCUAUGGUGCCUUGUUGGACGAUGUUGGCAUUGACUUACCAAAAGCACCAAAUAAUUUUGGAGAAAUAAUUGGGAAACUUGUUUUGGCUGGGGGUUUAGAUUUCAGGGCGGUGAAGGAAAUUCUCAAGAAGAUUGAAGAUGACUUCUACCAGAAAGCUGUAUUUGAUGCAAUAAUAAGAAUUGUUAGCUCAAAUCCUUCGGGGAAAGUGCUGUUGGAUGCACAGGCAACCGACGUUGAGGCCUGUAAGAGUCUAUCCUAGAUUUUGGAUUCUACUUUUAGUUACUAUAUCCGUCCGUCCAUCCGUGCACACGGACUGGUGCUUUUUUAGCAUCACUCACCGGUUUCCCCCCUUUUUGAGGCGAGAAACCAUCCAAUGACGGGUAGAUUUUCAUUGAGUUGUAUAUUUUUCUCCGGGUUUGCCAAGAUGUGUUUUAUUAAGGGGAAAAAUCGUAAGUGUUAUGUAUUUUGCCCUUUGGCUAAUACAUGUUCCCGGGGGGGGGGGGGAAUGCUCACCCUUCCUAAAAGAGGAUCCAGUUGUUUGCUACUUUACAGUUUUUUUUACCGAGUUAUUUAUUUAGUUUGUUUUGGAACUUUGUUGUCUCAUUAAUCUUCAGUUUUUAUAUAACAAUCUCUUGUAUUUUAUUUUUAUG
This is a messenger RNA of Hibiscus syriacus, 2945 nucleotides long. RefSeq names its product eukaryotic translation initiation factor-like. The coding region runs from base 200 to 2554 and encodes 784 amino acids. Gene Ontology annotation, molecular function: translation initiation factor activity; mRNA binding; protein binding. The record is from RefSeq and is a predicted model, not a curated record. Gene Ontology annotation, cellular component: eukaryotic translation initiation factor 4F complex. Lineage: Eukaryota; Viridiplantae; Streptophyta; Magnoliopsida; Malvales; Malvaceae. The transcript is spliced from 9 exons.